Messenger RNA from Melampsora larici-populina 98AG31, 984 nucleotides. RefSeq lists its product as uncharacterized. The record is from RefSeq and is a predicted model, not a curated record. Lineage: Eukaryota; Fungi; Basidiomycota; Pucciniomycetes; Pucciniales; Melampsoraceae. The transcript is spliced from 7 exons. Bases 1 to 984 code for a protein of 327 amino acids.
AUGUCAACUUUGGACGUAGCCUUUGGGCUUGCAGUCCCCCUAACUGCAAUAGCUAUGGGAGUAUGUUGGGAUAAAGCUCAUGAUUGUUCAAGUGAAAGAAGCAUCGUCACGAUUUUCAAAAUUUACUCAGUCGCCUUUCUCGGUGGCGUUUCAUUAAUCUUGAUGACUCUUCAUAAUUGUGCUGCAGUUACUACUGCUAAGAGGAUUGGACCGGAAUUGAGUCCAAUGUCAAAGCGUCUAUCAGAAAUACCCCUACCAUUCUUCAUUGCGUGUGCACAAUUAUCAGUUAAUUUUACUUUCUUACAAUUCAUCUACAAGCGAACUAAAAGUAAAGUGACUGCAAGUCUUGGUGGUGGACUUAGUUUGAUUAGCUUUUUAGCUGGAUUUGCUCUUACCAUCAUCAAUGUUGUCAAACAAAACGAACGGAUGGCUAAAAGGGCAGCUGGAAGAAGAGUUAAUUUCUCUUCAAUAGCUGUUUAUGAUGACUUUUUUAGAGUGACUUGGUUAUUUUCUGCCUUGUUGGUCAAUGCAUGGGUUUGUGGAAUGACAUGUCUUUAUCGGUUCAAGUUUGAUGGAAGUGGUACUCAUCUCAUAGGUGAAAGAAGCAAGUGGUUAACAAAUGCCGGUUUGAUUUUGUUUGAAACUUCAUUGUUAAACUUUAUCUUAUCAUUCAUACUAGCACUCAUCUCAACUAAAGCUCCACACCGUGAAACCUUACCUGGAGACUCAUCAGUACUAGGUGCCUACAUUUUCUUCAAGUUGAUCUUGAUUCCUUCCCUGAUCAUCACAAUUACUUGGACUCUUGAGAAAAAGCUUCCCUUGGCUCCAUCCCAAUCAUCUGAAUUCAAAAUCGAAUUUAAUCCGAUCCAGUGGUCUGAUAAACCAUUGGCACCAGCUCAAAAACCAUCUAUCACCUCAUCACAAUCCAAGAAAGCUCGACACAUUUCAGUUCAUACUACCACUAGUCAAACAAUAUGGGGUUGA